AUGGCAACGGCGUAUCCUUACUAUUCGGAUUACAGUUCGAACUAUUACAACGCCUAUCACGGUCAGUUUAGCCAGGAUCAUCUACAGCCAAACUAUUCUUACACGCCAGCUAGUGCACCAAUAGGAGCCAAUCAUUUGACUUACCCACUGCACGGUAAUCAGUCGACUCCAGAAGAGGAAGUCAGCGGGGCUGCACAUGAACAAAGCUUAUCAACAAAAGUUGCACAUGCAGGCAGCGAUUAUAGCUACUAUGCGUCUAAUCAAUACUACUCGAACCAGUACUACCAGCAACAAUUCAACGAUCAUCAUGAUUACUACGCGUAUCAACGAUGCUACCCGUCUUACAAUGGAUCCCAGAGUGCACCAGAGGCUGCCAAAUCUUCGGAGUACCCAUUUCACAGCGAGAAUCAAAACAAGAUCAGCUCUGAAAUCAGUCACGCUGUUAAGUCGACUGACUACAACUUGAUUACACCAACUACAAAUGUAACGAAAUCAACUGAAAAAGCUCAAUCAACGACGCUGAAAAGAAAGUUAGAUGAUCAACCCCAGGACUCACCUGCGUUGCGUGCUUUACUGACGAAUCCUGCUAAGAAAUUGAGAUACAAUCCCGGAUACAGUACCUGUAAUGUCACCAAAAUCAUGUCACCAAUCAGCGAUCGAACUGUUCCAGAGAUAGUCCCGCCUUCGCCAAAUAAAACAGAGGAUAGUAUUGACAGCUUUCUGGACUGUGCUACCGAUACCACUCAAAACAUCAACUUUUCGCUGAAUCACUCUGCUGGCACUCCCUCCAAAUUGCUGAACUAUGAUGGCGUCAGUACUCCGCCUUCAUCGCCGAAAGAUGCAGAUUUUGCAGUGUCAUCCUUGCCAUCAGAUUAUUCGACAAGCCAGCAAAGUAACGAAGAUACACCCAAAGAGUCAUCCAAAAGAACGCGCCAAUCUUACUCCCGGCAACAAACGUUGGUUCUGGAAAAAGAGUUCCACAUGAAUAAGUACCUCACAAGGCGACGUCGCAUCGAGAUCGCAAAUAUCCUAAAAUUAUCUGAGCGUCAGGUUAAAAUUUGGUUCCAAAAUCGACGAAUGAAAGCGAAAAAGGAUCAAGGAACCGCUAGCCCUGAACUUCCGUAUGAGGAAACGGUCUGUCCGACUUAUCUUCAUCCGCACAACAUGUUACCUCAGGUGGAGCAAAGCCAAAGUCACCAGCAAUCACAGUACGGCUACUACGAACCGCAAUUGCCGCCAAGCAGUACUUAUCAGUAUUAUCCGGCAGCAAUUUAA
This is a messenger RNA of Culex quinquefasciatus (southern house mosquito), 1275 nucleotides long. RefSeq names its product segmentation protein fushi tarazu. NCBI's taxonomy places the organism in Eukaryota, Metazoa, Arthropoda, Insecta, Diptera, Culicidae. Gene Ontology annotation, biological process: anterior/posterior pattern specification; negative regulation of transcription by RNA polymerase II. The transcript has 2 exons. Gene Ontology annotation, molecular function: RNA polymerase II cis-regulatory region sequence-specific DNA binding; DNA-binding transcription factor activity, RNA polymerase II-specific. Bases 1 to 1275 code for a protein of 424 amino acids. Gene Ontology annotation, cellular component: nucleus. The record is from RefSeq and is a predicted model, not a curated record.